This is a messenger RNA of Trichoderma citrinoviride, 3984 nucleotides long. RefSeq lists its product as hypothetical. The coding region runs from base 1 to 3984 and encodes 1327 amino acids. Gene Ontology annotation, molecular function: protein binding; U2 snRNA binding. Gene Ontology annotation, biological process: mRNA splicing, via spliceosome. Gene Ontology annotation, cellular component: U2 snRNP; nucleus. Lineage: Eukaryota; Fungi; Ascomycota; Sordariomycetes; Hypocreales; Hypocreaceae. The record is from RefSeq and is a predicted model, not a curated record. The transcript has 5 exons.
AUGGCGUUCCAAACAAGGGUUUUGAGAGACGGCGAGUGGGUUACCGAAACCGUGAACCUGCAGGCUGCCUUGAAAGCCUCUGCCGCUCCACAACCGGCCUCUGAGCCUCUGCAACAACCUCCAGUCUGCGGCAUUCUCACUCAUACCAUUGUUGAGAGCCCUGUUGUUCGAUGGGUGCUACCAGUUCGACUGCGCUCUAGUACGCACAACGACAUUGCCUUCAUCGGUGAACACUUCCUCCAAAUCAGCCAACUCGGGAGAGACGGUCAGGUCCAUGACGUCUUGCGCAAGUCCGACUUUGGGUUCAGGAUCCGAAAUGCAGUUGUCCUCGGCGAUAGCUUGGAGCACGGCUUGGAUGAUGACCCGUACGGCGUCCCCAUCAAGUCCGAACCCCCGUCCUCUCCACUGUCUCCGGGUGCGCAUGGAAUCUUGGACGGGCUUCAAAGUCGCUCGCUUCCGCCGCAGGUGCUCGUCUUGAUGCUCGAGUCCUGUCAGUUGCUCUUCAUCUUUGUGAGAGAACAACCGGACCAGACGCUCGAGUUUGUCAUCACCACGUAUGAAAACCCCAGGCUGCUACCCUACUUGGGCUAUCAGCUUGCCGUGGACCCGUCUUCUCGGUACAUGGCUGCAGGAUCUCCGGAAGGUCUAUUCGUGGUCUACGAGUUGGAAGCAUUGUCUGAGCUCAACAAACAGUAUGCAGAGCACGGAUCUAUCGAGCCCAUCAAGUCCAUACGCAUCCGAACUGUCAGCGGGGCCAUUCAUAAGCUGGAGUUCUUAUAUCCUCGCCCCGAGGAUGACUAUCACAUCAUCCUGCUCUUGGUCGUCGCUCGACGCGAACGGAGUCGCGGGCCCCCCGCUUCCCGCAUGGCAACUUAUGAAUGGGAGCUGGGCGACGAUCUCCAAUCCAUUUUCGCCGAAGAGAGGACUGGCACUCGACUUCCCAAAGAGCACAGAUUGCCCCUGCUGCUGAUUCCCAUCAGAUUCAAAACCGCCUUUUUCGCCGUUUCCCACUCUCACAUAGGGGUUGUAAAGUAUGCGCUCUCGGGCGCACCCGAAUUCGAAUCUUUGCCGACCCAACCCCCUCCGCGGACGCCGCAGCAUCAUGGCGUUGACGAGCCGCUCUGGGUCGCCUGGGCAAGGCCAUUUCGCAGGAAGAAAUACUUUGCAAAAACCGACAUCAUUUAUCUGGCCCGUGAAGACGGCGCAAUUAUCCACAUCGAGAUAGACGCGGCCGAACUCUUGCCUUCCGUAACCAACGUCGGAUGCCUGGGAGCCAACAUUGAUACAGCUUUCAAUACCGCAUACGAUAUCUUUUCCGACGUUCUCAUUAUCGGCGGAGAGUCUGGCCCAGGCGGCAUCUGGAAGCUCGCCCCUCGUCAGGACAUCCAGCGUGUUAGCAGUCUUCCCAAUUGGUCUCCCGUCAUCGACAUGACCACGACGAAUGACUACUCCAGCUGGCACCCGAACAAAGCAGACCUCCAGCUAGCGCAGCCGAGGCCAACGACGCAGCGCCGCAACAAGAUGCGUAAACAAGACGACAUCUUCAGCGCAUCUGGUCGUGGCCUUACCGGGAGCGUAGUGCAAUGGAGAUGGGGUAUACAGGCUCGAAUCGGCUUGGACAUUGAAACAGGUGAGCCCAUAAGGCAAGCAUGGACCUUUACCACGCAUCAGGCCAAUGAGAGAGUGCUAUAUGGCCUUCUGGCGCUACCGCAUUCAUCAGUUGUCCUUCGCUUCUCAGAGAGCCUUGACCAGGUCGAUGCCGUACCGCCUGAAGACACCCCCUUCGACCUGGCCUCCAGGACUUUACACGCUAUCCAGGUGGAGGAUAGUAUAGUUCAGGUGACUGAAAGAUCCAUCAAUGUGGCUACUCCUACAGCAAGCUCCCAAUGUCGCAUCGGAAAAGUCCUUGGCAUACCUGAUGCCGCCGCGGAGAGUGCUUUCUGCAUUGGACAUACUGUCGUAUUCUCUACACACAUUGCUCCAGUGUCUCGGCUGCAUGUUAUGACCGCCGAAGGCAUCGAGUUCUCCUUGGCGGGAAGCUGGGAUGCGCAGGGUGAGGUAACCUGCGUUUCGAUAUUCUCAGUGUCGAACAAGAGUUUCAUUGCCGCUGGGUCCAUGUACAACGGAGUGCCGUGGAUAUCCAUCUACUCAACAACUGGCCAGGAGAUUGUGUCCGGAUCCGUCUCGUCUGGCCAAGCGGACGAAGGUGGUGGUGCUGAGCUUGAGGCACUGACCAGCAUCUCUGUAGCCCAUCAGGGAGAGGAUCAAGUUGACCUUGUGCUGGGCACUCGAUGCGGCAGCCUUAUCACAGCUCGCAUAUCUGACCAGUCUCCGGACAACCUGACGUGCAACUCGGAAGUCGUUGGGGUAGCGCGGGUCGACGUCUUCCCAACUUCAGUGCCAUACACUGGAACGUCGUCGGCUUUUGCUUGCUGUGACAACAAAUUGAUAUUGCUCAGCAAUUUCUCACCAGCUGAAGGCAAGUUCAACAGCAAACAUUACAUAUGGCCGACGGAUUUGAGCGAUCCGCAAAUGCCCUGCCCCCCGAUUCACUCCAUCCACAGGAUUACACAGAACCUAUCAGGGCAAGAUGGGCAUACAUCACUUCUUAUCCUCGCUGGAUCGAGGCUGCUCUUGGCCGACUUCGGUCCGCAUAUCGGAAAUGUGCCUAGGUCUAUCCCGCUUCGAGGCACCCCAUCAAGGAUCAUCUUCUCGCAGACGCUCAACUGCCUCGUCGUCGCGAUGAUUAUCGAUGACAGGCCCACUCUGAGAUUUAUCGACCCCGAUUCGGGAGCGACAAUUUCGGUCGCUACCGACAAGGAUCGACGAGAAGUCGAAUUCAUCUCUGGCCUGGGCCGUUACGGAGAUAGGGUAUUUGGGUUGCAUGAGUGGCUGUACAAAAAGGACGGCAAGGUAUUUCCGUUCAUACUCGUGACUACACAAGGCGGAGAGCUCAUCAUCGUAUCCACGGAAAAACUCCAUGCUCGUUCGGCCGAAGGCGAGGGCAGACUGCUCAGAUAUUGGACACGGUAUAAGAAGCGUCUUCCUGGCGAAGUAUAUUCAAUCACGGCAGAUGCAGAAGGGCUGAUAUACUGCGUCGGCAAGACGCUCCAUUGGGAAGUCCUGGAUCUGGCGGAGAGAAAACUGAAGCCUGUGAAGCAAUUCCUGUUGGACUCCCCCGCGAUAUCUCUACGCGUGUCAAAGGGCAAGAUCUUUGCAUUGACGGCUUUGCACUCUCUUGAAGUGAUUGACUACCAGUCCACGGAAGAUGGCAGCAUGGAGCUCGUCCACGGCGACCAGAUCUCCCGGAGAGCAGUUCAUAUGAUUGACAUUGGUGAUCCCACUGACGGUCAUGGCCAGUGGCCAUUGACUCUUGUCUCAGACCAGGUGUGCGUCAUAGCUGGCCUGUGGAUUCCCUUGGGCCAACGGGACAGGGAAUUCGAGGUGGUAUUCGAAGCCAUGCUGCCAUCCUCGGUGAGGAGGUUCGUGCGAGCACGCAGCAGGCCCCCGUGGCUCGUGGAUAAUACGCAGCGGCGCUAUGGGACGUUACCGAGCAGCCAUGAUGGAUCGGAUAUCAUUGGCGUAUCACUGGACGGCUCGUUGCAUCAGCUUUCGCUGCUUGGCAUUGAGUUGUGGCGGUUGUUGCUCAUGAUCCAGACAUUGGCGCAAACCAAAGGAGGCAUUACUUCCCUCGACACACUGCAAGUCGAUAACAGGGUGGACAUUCUGGAUCUGGAACUGCAGCCCACGCCAAAGAUCACGCACAUUGACGGCGACCUGCUAAAAAGGUGCCUGAAGUUGCGCAUCUUGGAAAAGCUCGUGGGACCCGAUGACGUUUUCUACGUGUACUGCUACCACCUCGAUGCGAUAGGGGGAGGGAGUUACACCGUCGGUUUCAAAGAUGAAGGAGAAGUUAGGCGGAGAGAAAGAUAUUUCGAGCUGGGCUACGAGAUUAUCAAGUUUCUCGUCGCACCGGCACUGUAG